This is a messenger RNA of Ostertagia ostertagi, 672 nucleotides long. The record is from the annotation of a GenBank genome assembly. NCBI's taxonomy places the organism in Eukaryota, Metazoa, Nematoda, Chromadorea, Rhabditida, Trichostrongylidae.
CAAUGUCGCGAAUUUUGUGCAUAUUCUGAGUGGUGCAUUUUCAGCGUCUUCUGUGAUUUUUGUAAGCAGCUGAAGGCACAGUCGGCGAACAUUUCCGCGACGAAGCAGUUUUCUGCACAUAAAAGCAUUGGAGAUGACUGCAAAUGUGAUGAAAUGCUGCCUGGCUUAUACGACAUCGAAACAGAGAUGUGCACACCUGAAAUUGAAGAUGUCAAAGAUUACAUUCCACCUGAGAUCCAAGCCAACAUCCUCGACAAGAAACCUAUUUCUAUGUUCAUAACUGUAUACCUUAUGGAUCUCGAGCCAAGAAACGAAUCCUACCUUUCGGCUUUUGGUAGAGCCAUUCUCCAAAGGAGAAUGGCUCAAGCACAGUUGCAUGCUUCCUUCUUGGAAUUGAUGUCAAAGUUGCUCUACCUCAAUACAACUAAAUCGAGAGCUUCAUACAUGUCGGCAAAUAUUCAUAUGUGUUCAAUAAGUUUUCGCACAUUGAUGAUUCGGCUGUUGAUCAGCAGUGGUGUUGUAUGUGUAAUCAAGUCUUUCAAUGUGGUCGUUGGUUACUUGUUAGCAAUGUAUUAUGUUCUUGACGAUAUAUUCUAUGUAAUAUAUUAUUAUAGUUACAUAUCUACUGAAAGCAGAAGUCAUAAUAGUUUUUCAUUUAAUCUCUAUCAGUAG